Molecule: messenger RNA, 189 nt
Organism: Arabis nemorensis
Lineage: Eukaryota; Viridiplantae; Streptophyta; Magnoliopsida; Brassicales; Brassicaceae
Source: the annotation of a GenBank genome assembly
AUGCCACCAAGACGUCCUCACGACCAACAAAUGGCAGGAGAACCGGUGAAUGAUUGGGGAGAGUUGAGACAAACCUUACUGGCGAUGCAAGAGAACAUGCAAGCUACCAUUCAUGACACGGUUCAAGAGGUAAUGGAGCUGUUUAACCCUUUUGUAGAUCUCGUCGUGGGAAUGGAGGAGAAGAUCUGA